UCUCAGCAUCAUCAUGAAACUAGUAAUCAUCUUGGCGUUGGUAGCAGUAGUCCUGGCCCGCCCUGAUGACGGUGGCUUCUACGACACGAAGUACGAUAACUUCAACGCUGAUGAGCUCAUUGAAAAUGAACGUUUGUUGAAAUCGUACGCGCACUGUUUCCUCGGUGAUGGCAAGUGCACUCCAGAAGGAAACGAUUUCAAGAAAUGGAUCCCUGAAGCCACAACGACAUCUUGUGGGAAGUGUACGGAGAAACAGAAGGCUCUCAUUGCGAAAACUAUCAAGGCGAUCAAGGACAAACUUCCAUCAGAAUAUGAAGCUCUAAUUAAGAAGCAUGACCCUGAAAAUAAACACCAUGACGACCUCGACAAGUUCCUACAGAAAUACUCUCAUUAGAUUCUUCAAAUUAGCACAAGAUAAAAUCAAACUCAUAACUAUUUGGUGAAACUAGACAUGGUCUAAAUUAAAAUGCCAUAUAAAGUUGGAAAUAAAAAAAUUAUUUCUACUUUGCUCUGUAAUCUCGUAUUUAGGAAUAACGAAAUGUGCAGCAUUUGAAAUAAUAAACUUGGAGAAUUAAAUUUUUGUUACUUCUAAA
This is a messenger RNA of Spodoptera littoralis (African cotton leafworm), 593 nucleotides long. The record is from the annotation of a GenBank genome assembly. Lineage: Eukaryota; Metazoa; Arthropoda; Insecta; Lepidoptera; Noctuidae.